GCCAGUGUGCACCACGCGACCGCCGGCGACGGACGUGUUGCUCGGCGCCGCGACGCACAUCCCUCGAUCGCGAAAAAAGUUCAACACACGAAACUUUCUUAAGACUUUCCUUUCAACCCGAACGCUGUUGAAGUGGAACCGUCUGCUUUGCUGCAAACGUUAAGAGUGACCUUUCCUAAAACCGGUAAUUCGGUAUCCUCCGGAACGGGUUUAGUCACGGGCCCCGUGGCGGGACAUUCGUGAAGUGAUAACUUGAUUUUCAGAGUGCCGUGUUCAGUGCUAGUGACUGGAUUUUAUCAUUGCCAUUGUACUGAUCGAUUUGAGGAGGACUCGUUUCUGCCUCUUAAGGUCGGCUACACGAUUCAGUGCUGUCAAAAGUUUCAAGCAUGCCGCCGCCUGCGUGAAGGCAUGAGCGGGCGCGGAGCGGGCGGGCAGCGCUGCCAGCUCAUCCUGCAGCGUUGCCUCGCGAUACACCUGAGCAAGCCGGGUAACGCGCCCGAUGACUUCUGGAUGUACGACUCCGGAUAUCUGCUGUUCCAGAGUUUCCUGGCAGCGAAUGCUAAAUGCUGGUGGGCGGGCGCACUGGCGGCUGCGACCGCGGAACUACGGUACGCUGGCUAUGUGGCGCCCGGCGUUCUGCUGGUUGCUGGCGCGCCGCGGGCGCUCGAGACUGUCCGCGGAGCGUACUCGCGCUCCGUCCUCAAACCGCCCCCAACAUAUCUCAUUUGUGGACUCGGUGACAUCGAGGACUGCAUUGUGACGCCGGCGUACCAGGGGCAAUUCACGCCGCUGCCCGAGGCGCUAUGUGAUUGCAUUAUGGACCUCACGUCUCAGGGUCAAUCAGCGACGUUGGAGAGCAUCCGCACGUCAUUGUCGGUAAAGUUCCCGUCCAUGCAGACGCCGGACGCGAGCGUGGUGUACGACACGCUGGCGCAACUCAUGCAGGAGCGCAAGAUCUACCAGACAUCCAGGGGAUUCUUCAUCGUCACGCCCGAACGACGGCGGUCGCGGUCGCGGUCUUCAUCGAGGAACCAGCACGGCGAGGACGAGUGCUCGUCGCCUAGGACGAUGCUGAUGUCGGACCAGGAGGCGCUGCACCAACUAUACGGGGAGAUUACGACGGUCCGCGACGGCGCUGUCACACACCAGUGCGUGCAGACCAACCUUGCUGACGUUAUCUGCGGUGGCAACCCAAACGAUAAAGUAUUAUACGGUCGUCCGAACAAGCGGCGGAGCGCGUCGUUUCCAGCGCCGCGGUCGCUGGACCGGCGUCACUCGCUGCGGAUAUUUGGCUCGUCCAGCAAGUACCUGCAGCGGUGCGCCUCUACGCGCAGCCUGCACCACAAGAACGUCAACACCACCGACAGUUCCUCCUCCACCGAUUACCCGCCCAGCGUUGAAUCUGCGUCGCCAAAGAAAGCGUCGUUGCUGUCCCGCUUAUUCAGACGAAGCGGCCGCAGCAAGGCGGCGCGCGCGAUGAGCACCUUCUCUGCGCAGUUCCCGCCCGCCGACUGGUUCAACUCCAAGGCCGUGCACCUGCACUGCGUCGCCACGCAGACCAACUCUAAGGAGUCUCUGCAAAGUCAAACAUCGUACGUGUCAUCCUAUUACGAUGGGUCCGAAAUAAGCAACCGCUCAUCCACACUACCACGAAGACACAAGAGGCAUCUCUCAACCGAAUCGGGCCUGGCCGGCUCUGUGCACUACGACCACUCUCCAGUCAGGCACUCCAGCCCCAGUUCGGGAAGUCUACCACGAUCGACGUUAAGCAGAAGCUCUACCAAUAAAACCAUCUUAGAUCAUUUUGGAUCACCUCAGAGAAGUGAUAAGUUGCGGGACAGCCCUAGCGGAAGUCUUCGGCGAGUGGAUUAUUCUGAUAAUGUUACGUCUACCAGCGGACCCUCGAGCUUGGAAAGCAACACACAACGGACUCCGCGUAAAGACAAAAUUGUAGAUAACUCGCCGAAAAGAAACUACCAUACCAGCAGCAGUGGACAUUCGAGCUUAGAGUCACACAUUUCAGAUCGAACAUUGAAACCCUCACCUAGUCACAGUAACGGAACGUCCGGGUUAAGUAGAGCACAAUCCCUCGUUAAGGUACAAAGUUUGCAAAGCUCUCCUAAAAGUCUGCAUAAGUAUAGAACCAAACCGCCCUUAGUUGGAGGCGAGACUGUAAAAAACGGAAAUACCUCACCAAAAAACUGCCCAAAUACACCCAAGAAAGCUACGCCUUUGCAUAAUAAAACACUCGGAGCCAAACUUGAAAACCCCGCGACAUCUGUGUUGGCUAGCUCAAAUUCCAAUAAUUCAAUCACUUUAAAAGUGACGACAAAUACAAUAUCACAGAACGGUGGAACCAACACCAAAGUUUACGUACAAAAUUCCCCAGUUCGAUCUGUAAUCACAUUCGAGAAUGGAAAGGUCACAGAAACUAGCAACGGCAGCAACAUUUACAUUUUUAAUGACGAUACACGAGUUGUAUCAGUUUCCCAGAACGGAUCGAGUCAACAGCCAAAAAACCCAACAGAGACGUCCUUUGACGUAUGCGUUGAAAAAAACAAGCAAAUAUUUCAAGAAACCGAGCCGGUGAAAGUACAAGAGAACAAAUUCAUUAAGAAUUCCAUUAACGACACCGGUAUGAACAAUAAUCGAAAGCUGUCUUUACAAAUAGGCGCGACGAACAACAAUAGUUUCGUAUACAAAAAUCAACUAAACAACACUAACGAAGCCGCAUCUAAUCCCACAUCACCGGCAAUACACAAUAAUAUUCAUAACAUAGAUGGUACAACGAACAGUAAUCCUUCGACACCCACAAAAAGCUACGAUAAUAUUAUUGGAUCUUUAGGUAGUCUUAGAUAUCAAAAGAACUCUUUUUCGUCUGCUAACAGUGGCAUACAAACGAAUAUAAAUUCGAACAGCGAACUAAAAAGCGUCGACUUGUUAAAAAAAGCCGCAGCUUUGCAAAUGUUGAACGGCCUCCCGAACGUGAAUAACAGAAUGAGCACCGAGUCGAUAGCUAAUUUGUUAACGAAAGGAAUCGAGCAAAAGCCAACGGUAUUAGGAUCAGAACCUAAUCUAGCACUGAAGAACCAAGAGCCAUUGAAAGACAUUAAUACAUCGACGGAGAAAAUCAAUAGUUUAGAAAACAAACAGAAAAGGUACAGCCUGAGUCAGGAUGUGAAGAAAGAAAACCAGGAUAUAUACAAUUUUCCCAGUUUGAGUGACUUGAGCUUCAAUUUUACCAGUUUAGCCGCACAGAAGAUAUUAAAAGGUGUCAGUAUAAACAGCGUCGAUACGCUAGUCGAGUUGAAUAUGGCCGCUAAUAAUUCUGAGAAGCAGAAUAAUCGUGAUGUAGCUGCGGUAUGCACAGACUUCGGUCUUGUAUAGUAUCUGCGAUUUAUGUUAAUUUUGUUUAAAAUGUACAAUAUUAGUAAUAACAUAAAAGUAAGCUAGCUUAAGUUGCUCGUAAUGACUUCAUUAUUUGAUAUACUUUAAUAUUUAGAUGAAACUUGUAUUCAUUUGAGAUUUUGUACUCUCAACUUGCGGAAUUAUCCUUUGAUAACUAUUGUAUCCUCCUAAUGGAAUUAUUUAGUCUUACUAACUUAUCAUCGAAAAUAUCAUUUUAGAAAUUAUAUAACUCAGUAUUCAUGUAUAUUUUAAUCUAUAUCAUUGAUAGUUUGUAGCUCACUCUGAUUGUAUGCGACAGUAAUUGUAUUUCAAUGAAAUCAAUGAUGGCCUAAAAUGUAACCUUUUAGAGAAAUUUAGUGCCUAUUUAUAAACAUAUUUGUAGAUGUACUUUACUCUACCCUUCCAUUAUAGCUGCUUAUUUUACCGUUCUAUUAUCACAUUAAUUGUCUAUCCCACGUUCUGAAAUAAAGCCUAAAUAUUGUUAUCAAUGGAUACAUUGCACAUUUUAUACCCACAGUAUCAUAAAUUCCAAUAAAAAAAAACACUUUUCGUACAUCUAAAUGUUAAACAAUAUCAUAUUAUUCACUUCCGCACAAAUACAUUUUUGACGAGUACACAGAAAAGUGUAUUAGCUUCCACAUUUCGAAUCAUGUUGGUAUAAUUACAAGUUUACGAUAUUUAUUCAGAAUGGGAUAGACUUUAAAACAUUUCCUCUUAGCACCAGCACCCUUUUUUGUGCCAUUAUAAGAUUUCCAGUGAAAAAGUUGAGUACAAACUAGAAUACCUUUUCCAUAAUAAAGAGAAUCCAUCCAUCAACAAUAACUUUUAAGGAUGGUAUGUAAAAUGUUUGUCAUGUGUAAGUGCCAUAAAUAAAACUGUAAUUUAACAGAUGUGAUGAGCUAAUCCGGCAUCGGUAUUGGUAUUGGAAAAUUGGUAUCAAUUAUUGUAAUUUGCUGCACUCAAAGUGCGGACAUAAUAAAGGGUAAUAUUUAUUCAUUAGGAAUUAUAAUCGGAAGUCAAUGCAUAUUAGUUAUUAAGUGUUCAGUAACGCCAUUUGUAAAAAUGUAUUAACAAUAGAAGUUGAUGCUUUAA
This is a messenger RNA of Papilio xuthus (Asian swallowtail), 4500 nucleotides long. It is a transcript of the gene knockout, whose product is annotated as Stork-head domain-containing protein knockout. Gene Ontology annotation, molecular function: RNA polymerase II transcription regulatory region sequence-specific DNA binding. Gene Ontology annotation, biological process: regulation of transcription by RNA polymerase II. The record is from RefSeq and is a predicted model, not a curated record. Gene Ontology annotation, cellular component: nucleus; cytoplasm. The coding region runs from base 409 to 3387 and encodes 992 amino acids. The transcript has 9 exons. Lineage: Eukaryota; Metazoa; Arthropoda; Insecta; Lepidoptera; Papilionidae.